GGGUUAUACUUGUUACUAUUUUUGGCAUAUUUGCGCAUUGUUUCCCCAUUUGACGUCACACGAAAGUCCAAGAAAGCUGAACACAUAAUAGCGAAAGCUGGUUAAUUUCCUCAUUUAUUGUGGGAUCAUCGUCAAACCUGAUACUCUUACGAUAAACAAGUAUGGCAGAUAGCACCGAGGAAAGGCAAACAAACGAGUUUAAAGAAAUAUUAAAAGAGCACGUGAGUGGUUUGAAAUCAGAUAUAUCAGACACUUGUAUGGAAACAGACAAAAAAGAAAAUGAAGGAAAACAGGCAUGUGAAAGUGCAGAACUUCAUGAAAUCAGUGACGAAACUAUAGCUGCAAAUUUGAAUGAACAUGUUCAAAAUGAGACAGGUUCAGAUUGCCUUAUGCUUUGUGGAAGGAUACUGAGACUUAUAGGAGAUGAAGCCACGUGCAGGGCAUGUGGAAAGAGUCUUAGAAACAUUGGUGAUGAAAUAUUUUGUAACUAUGCAACUAGAAAUAUGGUGCAUUCGCUACUGAAUGAUUUAUCCGAAAGUAGAACAACAUCUGAAACUGUUCGAUAAUUGUGUUCAUUUGCUUUGUUGUCGAUUGUUUUCUUCCAUAAUUAGUCUUUGUCUAACAAGGCUUAGCAAUGUUUACCUUUUUUGUAAUGUUUAUUCCACAUGUUACUCAGAUAAAGUCGAUCAGUGAUGUAAAUACAUGUAUGUAUACAAUAUUCCUGAUUGUGUAAAUGAUAUUUUGUUUGUUGUUGUUCAUUUGAACAACACUAAUCAUGUUUAAUAGGGCCAGAUACAUGAUGUUGUUCAUGCCAAAUUGUAUAUUGUAGAAUCGUUUGUAAUUUUGCUCAAAUAUUGAAUACAUAUUUUAAGAUGUUAUAUUCCUAAAUUGUCAAUUGUUUUAUGAAUUGCAAUAAAUAUGUUAUUGUUAAA
Ruditapes philippinarum (Manila clam) is the source of this 932-nucleotide messenger RNA. RefSeq lists its product as uncharacterized. Bases 162 to 566 code for a protein of 134 amino acids. Lineage: Eukaryota; Metazoa; Mollusca; Bivalvia; Venerida; Veneridae. The record is from RefSeq and is a predicted model, not a curated record. The transcript is spliced from 2 exons.